This is a messenger RNA of Aricia agestis (brown argus), 1314 nucleotides long. It is a transcript of the gene SOCS6, whose product is annotated as suppressor of cytokine signaling 5-like. Bases 114 to 1040 code for a protein of 308 amino acids. Gene Ontology annotation, molecular function: 1-phosphatidylinositol-3-kinase regulator activity. The transcript is spliced from 3 exons. Gene Ontology annotation, biological process: phosphatidylinositol phosphate biosynthetic process; intracellular signal transduction. NCBI's taxonomy places the organism in Eukaryota, Metazoa, Arthropoda, Insecta, Lepidoptera, Lycaenidae. The record is from RefSeq and is a predicted model, not a curated record. Gene Ontology annotation, cellular component: phosphatidylinositol 3-kinase complex.
UGUCAUAACUCAUAUGACGCUAGAAUUUCACAAAAAUAAUGGAAUUCUAUUUUUGUUAAAUAGAUUUUGUUCAAGAAACUUAAUGAGCGAUACAGUUUUUGUAAUAAAUCAACAUGAACAAAAAUUACGAAAGGUGUGCGCAUUGUAAUCGGCGCAAAUGGUUAUCAUCAGGGUGCCUUCGCAAGUGGCUAAAACCAAUGGAAUGUAAACAUUCUCAAAGAAACAUAGAUAGUAAGCGAGAUUUAAACGAUGUGGAUAUCGUUAAUUGUACUUUUAUGCCCGAAAGGAAACCCAUGGCCAACAAAUUUGUAAAAUUUUGGAAAAACAAGUUAUUUAUCACCGGAAGCGUAAGGUCACUGCAGAAGUAUUUUGGAAAUAAAAAUAGUGGUAGCGAGUACUAUUACAAUUUUAACAAACCAGAUGCUUCAGCAUGCUCCACUAAACAUUAUAAUGCAGAUAAAAAAGAUAUUAAUAAUGAAUAUGAGCUAGAAAACCAAUAUAAUAUAGUGAAGUACCACCAUGCUGAUGGUCAUUCUGUUCUACGUGGACAUCAUCAGCACACUUCCAUAGAGAGCUGUGCUCUCUACUGUCAACUUGCCAAGCAAGGCUGGUAUUGGGGCGGGAUAACAAAGACAGAAGCAGAGGAGCUACUGGCUGGACAGCAUGACAAUGUUUUCCUCGUUCGUGACUCCUAUGACUCUAGGCACAUACUCUGUGUGUCAUUCCGCUGUGUUGGACGCACACUUCAUGCUCGACUUAGACAUGCUGAUGGUCUAUUCUCCUUGAACAACGAAACAUUUGUGCCACCAAAUAGGAUUUCGGAGCAUUGCGCUACUGUUGAUGUCAAAUCACAGUUGUUUGAGAUGCCUGUUAAAUUAGCAAGGCCAUUAAAUAGAUUUGCAAAAUUGGACUCAUUGCAAAAAAUAUGCAGAUUUGUAAUCAGGCAGACUGUAUCAGAAGGUCUAUGGGAUAAGUUACCACUUCCACCUAACCUGAUAUCAUAUGUGUCACUCGGAAGUGAUUACAUUACCCCAUUAUAAUCCAAUAUAUUGACACUAUAUAAAAUAUUAUAAAAAAUAUAGUGUGCCUUAAAGAAUCAUCAUGUUCUUAACAGAUUUUAUGUUACUCUGAUGAAUGAUUUUGUACUUUUAUGACCAAAAUAUCUUUCAUUUUGUAACUAGGCAAAUAUUUAUGCAUCUGGAAGCUAUGAAAGAUUAUUUCUAUUAUUAUUCAGUAGUUAGGUUGAACCACUUGCAUGCCCACUUGAAUUACAUGUGGUCUAAUAUGAGCUGACAUUAUAACCACAUGUGAUCA